This is a messenger RNA of Leptosia nina, 1149 nucleotides long. The record is from the annotation of a GenBank genome assembly. NCBI's taxonomy places the organism in Eukaryota, Metazoa, Arthropoda, Insecta, Lepidoptera, Pieridae.
AUGAAAUCUUUAAGACUCAAAUCGAGUCAACCUCGAAAGAUAUUAAACGUGAAACCGUCGAAAUACGAAGCGGCUGGAGCGAUACACUCUAACAAAAAAUAUUGGAACGGUAUAUUCCACAUUUUGGAUAAUGCCAAUAAUGAACCGAUUAACGGAGGUGAAAUAAUUUCCUUAUCAGAAGCUCUUCCCCAAGACUUGUUUGAAAAAGUCUGUAAAAUUCUUAACAUAGCGCCAACAAGCACUGAAUUCGAUACUGAUAAUGAGAAAGAAGGAAAUCAAAAACGUUGGAUAACGAAAAUUCCGUUGCUCUCAAAGCGAAAAACCUUUGAAGUCGAUAGAGAAUUGGAAUCGGAUACUGAUGUAGAAAUACAUAGCAGUAAUGAAGAGAAAGGUGAUAAGUUGAAUAUUCAUCAAGAGUUUCUUCGGAAGCCAGUACGAGAGCAAAUUACCUGGUCUACCCGGUACCUCCAACCUGAACAGGAACACGAGAAAACCUUGGUUAAAAAGGCAGACGACCUCACAGAUAGAAUAGCCAACGAAUUCUGUGAUUACAUGAAAGAGCUAGGAGGUGAUCAACAGUCGCAGUUGUUUACACCGAGGGCAAUAAAAGAACUUUUUCAGAUUGAAUUUGACACCCACGUCGCAAGAAGUCUCAAAGUAGAGCCAAAAGAACUUCCCUCAAUCGAUGAAAGAAUCGCGACUGUUACUGGUAAUGCGGAGAAGUCACGCUACGCAGCCCUUGACCGUGAAAUAUCAAAGGACAUUAAAGCAGAGCGACGACCCAACAAUGUGAAAAGUUUCGCACGCUCAUUACCAAGGCACGAACAAUGGAGAACUCCUCAAAAUGACACCAAGAAUCAGUGGAAAUCAGCGCGACACGUGCCCAAAGAUCUUGUUACUUUAAAAACUGUUUGGGAAGGGAUUACGAACCUUAGAAGCGUAAAAGAAUAUUGUCGUUGGAUGAUCGAACACCCAGAAUAUCGUCGCGCUCCGUACUUGAACAGUCUCGGAAUGUUCGACACAGCUGUUUUGGACGCUAGACUUACUUUCGAACUACAAGAUUCUACCCCUCCAAUAUCCCAUACGGAAAUCCCAGCUCCUAUCGAACAUAUUCGCAAACGACUUUCAGACUUGAUGGAUUCAAAUUAA